GCAUAAAACCAAAGACAUAUUCAUAAAUAAAAAAAAACUUUUUUCCAUAUCAGGAAAUGCAGCAAACGUUUCAGUUUAUUUGAUUGGUGAACAAAUUACUUGUGUGCUACCACAACGUAACGCAUUACUGAUCGUUCAAGCGAACAAUGUAUAUCAGCUUAAUAAAAUAGGCCCAGCAUUAGAGGACGGCGGCACGCCACAAGCAUACAAGGCUCCGUCCAGAAUGAUCGGCUGUUGUUGCAGCUGAGCAGCAAUAAAUAUGCAACUGCUGAGUAUCGCAACAGCUGUAACGAGAACCAAACUACGACUAUAACUGUGGGAAAUCGGUACAACUGUAAUUAGAGCUUCGCUAAAGCUGUAACUACAGAGCAUCAUAACUGCUGUAGCAACAGAUAGCCACAGCUGCAACAUCUUCAGAGACCCUCAACAUCUGUAAAAUUUAGAGCAACAUAACAGCCGUAACUGGGAGCGGGAGGAGCUACCAAGGAAACAAUAACAGCCAAUGACUUCCUGAACGCCAAACAAAUUCGAUUUACAGACAGGAUUACACAAUAAGCCGUGAUUUAGGCGAAUAAUAAUUGAUUCAGGCCUUUGAAAAUAUAGUGAAAAAUUUCCAAAUUAGAUAGGCGCUCGAGUGUUCUGACAAGCUUGAACACUGAAGAACACUUGUGGGCAAGGUUGGAAUAAGGGAAGGGUGAGGCAAGAGGCAGAGGGAAUUUUUUCUUUGCUGAAUCUGGAAUAGAGCCAAGAUUUUCGUUUUUAUCCCGUGUUUGAAACGGUACGUGCCGCUAAAAUAUUGGGGAUCGCUCACAAAAACAGUUCGGACAGUCGACGAAAAUUGGACAAAGUGGUCAAUAAAAUCAGCUGCUUGGGCUGACCGAAAAAAACGGCCCAGAGUCUAUUGUUUCUUGCGACUGGCGAGGGCAGUGAUAUUUAUUUGUAUUUGUUCAUUGCUCGAGUGCAGAAUAAUAAAAACGUGAUCCAAAAUCAAUUAAAAAUUUGUGUAAUACUGUACAAUAGCUGAGAAAAAAAGAUGAUCCAAAUUAUAUGAAACAAAGAAAAUUGUCUUCGAAUUCAUGGAGUACAGAAGCCAUAACAAGAGUGUCCAUAAAAGCAAGAAAUACAGUCAACAAAACUGAGGAAGUCCUUUCAUAAAAGCCUUUAAUGGCGACCGGAGAGCGAAGACGCCCACAAUAAAACACUGUGCCGCCUAGCAGAUGUGUCCUAAAGAGGAAUUUCUGAGGCAGUACAUCACGCCUGCAGUAAAAACCUUCAUUUCAGCUACAAACUUCGCUUCUUAAAACGAAGUCAUAGCAAGAACAAGUGUCCGAGGUCAUGUUGAGUUUGACGACGAUUUUUUAUGAGGAUGUUAAUCGUAAUUAUUUUCCUUAAAAAAAUUUCUUUCUCUAAUUUUACUUGAAUAUUAACUGAUGGAAGACUUGCAAAACAAAUCGUACCAGAAUAAAUAAUCUAUAAACAACAAGAACACAUAAUUGCUAAAGUAAUAUCUUCAGCGUUUUAUUAGAUAAAUUAAAUUCGAAUAGCCCAGCUGUGAGUGGAGUCUCAAUAGUUCGUGAUGCAGUGAAAGUGUUAGCGAAGAAAAUAGCAGGGUAAGCUGGAGAAAAGCUCUUAAUGCUAACCACACUUCACGGAAAAUGCAGAGGAAAUCUAGAGAUAAAAUGGGUCUAUGGAUAAAAAUUCCCUAAAUUGGAAAUAUCUACAAAUACAAACAAUUCAGGAAUAACUGCAUGAGUUUUUCGUGAUACUAGAAAGAAAAUUGUGCUAGUUCAAAAGCAAAAAAAAAAAAAUAGAAAAGAUAAAAGAAGCCUCCGAAUUACCGUGUCACAGUUUAUCUACAACGCCAGUGAUUGCUCAUCAUUGCGUGAUGCGUUAAAAUCGAAUUCAAACUCUCCAGAAUUCGUACUUAUGUGUAAACUUUUGCCAUCUACAGGUCAUUAAGAUUCCUGACCCAGCCAACGUCUGCCCCAUGAUUCCUGACUUGAAUUCUAACCCAAAUGUGCAAUGGGCCUUGCCGCCCAGCAUCACGCAGUAUCUUCCUCUAAUCCCCACUUUAGAUACACGGAGUUACUCAAGAUUACAUCGCAAGUAUAUAUUUGGGCGGCAGUUGCACUCAUAUUAAUAUUCAUACAUGACGCUCGGUGCAUGCAAAUGCCGUCAUAACGCUUGCCUUGAGCUCUACAGCCGAGCGCCAGCCAUCCUGCCUGCACUUGUAGCAACUGCCUCUACGCUUACACUUCUAGAUCGUAAUACGUAACAGACUAACUGUGUUGCCUGAUUUCAUCGUACAUUGUGAGCUAUUUUUUAAGGAAAGUAUAACAAGUUAUGUGUACCUCGUUUGAGAUCAGCUUGUGUUAAAUAUCUUUGUGUGUCAGUGCAAUGGUGGGAAAUUUUGUGGAAAAUUUUUCGGAAAUCAUAUCAAAAUCAUAAGCGGCCUCAUAUAUGUGAGAAAAAAUACUCAUAAAAUAUAUUAUGGUAAAGAUUUUUGAUCAAGUUUUAAUUAUGCAUAGGUUAUUUGCUGACAUUGCAAAUGAAACCGACUCUGAAAAUUUACUCUUGAUGUAUGAUGGAGUAACAUUAACCGGUUGACGUAUCAUGUUAUCGGUUAUGUUAUUGUCUGCUUAAGGAGACUAACGCAUGCAAUCUUUUGUUAGCUUUUUUCUCCAUCAAGUUUACUCUCAAGAUCCCAUCAACGCGUCCCGAUCAAGAAGGUCUCGACUUACGCGUGACAAUUUGUAUUUAUCCGGCAUUUGGACGGACCAGAUCCGGAAGGAAUCCGUUGCCGAAGCCAUUUAGAAGUUGUCGAAGAAAUCUGUCAUUUAGGAACAUGGCUUUCCGACCUUUCUCAGUUCCAGGGACUCGAGAACGACUACAGAAGUCAGAUUGUAACGAAUCAAGAAGGUUUGAAGACGAGAAUUUCUUAGAAUUUAGUGAGUUUGAGGAGAAUUUUGGAAAACCUCGACCGUGCUCUAACGUUGUCCGGAAGAUAGAUCAGGAUAUUUGGUCGCGCUCCCCUCAAGUUAAAACUCGACGAGUAAAUAGAGUGCUUAAGAGGCUAGGACCUCUGGGUGAAGGGAACCUUUCAUUUGGAGACCUGAGGAGGAAUGGCGACAUCGAGAGUAGUCCCCAAUCUGCCAAAGCGGCCAUGAUCACGAAAUACGCGUCCGGGUACCCUCGAGAAACUCCUUCUUUACGAGACAAAAGAAUCCCGGUCCUCUUUCUUGCAUCCGGAAUCGUUACUACAGACGAGCAAGAGCCUCAGAUGCGGACACUGAAUCGAUCUGGACAGAACUGCUCGAUACCGUGUAGCCCGUUUAACCUCAGCGAUAAUUGCCAAAAAGAGAUGUGUGAGCAAACUGGAAAUAAGAUGUGCUUGACUCGCCCCUCUGGGUUCUUAUCUUCUGCUCUUUCCGUUUCGGGGAAGCAGAAAACAGGAAAGAGAGAGCGACAACUUGGGGAGAACUUUGAAGAAAUGAGUGACAACGAAUGUGCAGUUGAAAGAACAGAGAGUGUUUGCAAUUCAUCUAAGAUCUCAAACAAACUUGAACUCGAUCAUAAACUCAAUUCUUCUUGGUACCAUUUAGUUAAAUUAAGAUCGUGCAUUAUAUGGUAUUUCGUAUUAUUUAUGUUAUGCUGUAAACCAAGUUUAGGAUUUUGUCCGAGUGGUUGUAUGUGUGACAACGUUCAACUCGCAGUACAAUGUCUCAGUGGGCGCAUGGACGUCGUGCCCAUCUUGCUCAAUCCAGGAACAAUUCACCUGGACCUCUCACACAACAAAAUCAAAACAAUUCAGCCCGGGUUUGCGUUCUAUCACGAACUGCAAGUGCUCAACGUUUCUUAUAAUGAGAUCGUGGCGUUAGGUGAGAGCAGCUUUACGUCCCAGGCUGCACUGGCUGUCUUAGUAAUUAAGAACAAUAAAAUCUCAAAAUUAGAUAGUAAAACAUUUGUAGGUUUAUCUUCACUCGAGGAGUUAGAUGCUAGCAAUAAUUAUAUCGAAUUAAUUCAUAACCAUACGUUUAGAACUCUUAAAAACCUCAGUAAGAUAAAUCUCUCAGGUAACAAGAUAAGAGAUUUGAGCAACGAUGUUUUUACUAACUUGACGAAUUUGAGGACACUCGAUUUAUGCAGGAAUUUUUUGAGAGAAAUUCCAUCAAAUUUGUUCGAUCCUUUGAUCAAUUUAAAGGAGCUCUACUUGUGCUCCAACGAGAUCACAGUGUUGCGAGACUACAGCUUUGGGAUGUCACGCCGACUGAAACUUUUAUCUCUCCAAGGCAAUAAGAUCGAGAGUAUAAGCGAGGCGGCGUUUGAAGGAUUGGACAAUUUGGUGGAGUUGACUUUGUACGGUAAUAUGCUCUCAUAUAUUCCCGGCACUCAGAUGAGCCUCAUUCCAAGUUUAGAGAACCUAGAUCUUAGUCUAAACCUAAUCUCGUACAUCCCGGCCAAUUCCUUCACGUCUCUCGCCAGAUUGAAAAGCUUAUCCAUUUCUCAAUGCUCAACUCUGAGUCGCAUUGAUUUAAAAGCCUUCGAUACUUUGUCAAGUUUGACGUCGCUGGAAUUGAACUUCAGCCCGAUGCUGGUGGAUUUCCAAAUUGAGAUCCUUAGGCCGCUGUCGGAUCUCAGAAGAUUAAUUUUGAGGGGCAACGGAAUCAGAACUUUGUCAAAGGCUUUGCUUGACAUCGGCAACUUGCACUACAUUGACGUGCGUGACAAUGAAUUUGAUUGCGAGUGUUCAAUGAAAUGGUUUCCAGAUGCCAGGCGUAACACGAGCCUGAACAUCGAAAUAGAAGACGUAAUUUGUGCCACGCCGGAGUCAUUGAAGGGUAAGAGCAUCUCCACCUUAACGGACUACGAACUUCGAUGUUACGGUCACCUUAUCACCAUAGCCAUAAGCGCCGCCAUUACCCUCACUGUAAUGUUGCUCCUUGUCAUCGCUUUCGUAAUUUACUACAAGAACUGCAGGAAGAUGAAGACGUUGGUGCACGAUAACUGGCCUGAUAAGAUCGUGACCACUUGGCGUGACACAGACUAUCAGAAGCAAGUCGAGGACGACGAGUAUACAUUUCAUUCCCUGCGUGGGGUGCACCACAUCCCCGUGACGGUUAUAUGA
Hyalella azteca is the source of this 5125-nucleotide messenger RNA. RefSeq names its product leucine-rich repeat-containing protein 15. The transcript has 2 exons. Gene Ontology annotation, molecular function: protein binding. NCBI's taxonomy places the organism in Eukaryota, Metazoa, Arthropoda, Malacostraca, Amphipoda, Hyalellidae. The coding region runs from base 2846 to 5125 and encodes 759 amino acids. The record is from RefSeq and is a predicted model, not a curated record. Gene Ontology annotation, cellular component: plasma membrane.